AUGCUUUCAUUUUUCCAAACGCCAGAACUGCACUGGGUUGACGGAGCAGCUGUGUCCAAAGAAGAAAGCUCGGAGUUCUGUUUGAGGCAGCAGCUAGUGAAGGAUGAAAUCCGAAUGAUCCAGUCAAUGUGUAGCGCGGCUCCAAACUUCUAA
This is a messenger RNA of Sclerotinia sclerotiorum 1980 UF-70, 153 nucleotides long. RefSeq lists its product with no specific name. The record is from RefSeq and is a predicted model, not a curated record. Bases 1 to 153 code for a protein of 50 amino acids. Lineage: Eukaryota; Fungi; Ascomycota; Leotiomycetes; Helotiales; Sclerotiniaceae. The transcript is spliced from 2 exons.